Hirundo rustica (Barn swallow) is the source of this 5227-nucleotide messenger RNA. RefSeq names its product BR serine/threonine kinase 2 (gene BRSK2). The transcript has 24 exons. Gene Ontology annotation, cellular component: cytoplasm. The record is from RefSeq and is a predicted model, not a curated record. The coding region runs from base 429 to 3026 and encodes 865 amino acids. Gene Ontology annotation, molecular function: tau-protein kinase activity; protein serine/threonine kinase activity; ATP binding. Gene Ontology annotation, biological process: protein phosphorylation; microtubule cytoskeleton organization; intracellular signal transduction. Lineage: Eukaryota; Metazoa; Chordata; Aves; Passeriformes; Hirundinidae.
GUGGUGCUUUCCCCAGCUUUCUUCCCUCCCUCCUGGGUAAGGGGCCGCGAGCUCAGCUGCGGGCCCCGGCUCUUCCGCUGCUCCGGCUCUGGCUCUCCCUUGAACAGCUCCUAGAGAGAACAAGGCGUGCGGAGCUCGGAUCACCAGCAUCAUGCUCCUCGGGCUUGGAUCGUAGAUCCCCCCCCCCUCCCCCUUUGAACACUAAAAUAACUCCUUCGUCUUUCAAGCAGACCCAGCGAGAAAACAAGCACUUGAGAGAGAGAGGAAAGAAGGAGGAGGAAGACGAAAAUCUGCAACCAAGGGGACUAAAGCAAAGAAAAAGAGUGCUUUGCUUGCACAGCUGCAAAGUGGGAAUUUAAAGAGCUGCAGAGAGAGAAAUUCCAGCUCAUCAGCACAUACACAUUGCAGAAUUACAGAUCCAGGUAGAAAUGACAUCAACAGGGAAAGAAGGCAGCGGAGCUCAACAUGCACAAUAUGUUGGACCCUAUCGUUUGGAGAAAACCCUAGGAAAAGGACAGACAGGGCUUGUGAAGUUGGGGGUUCACUGUGUCACGUGUCAGAAGGUCGCGAUAAAAAUUGUCAACAGAGAGAAGCUCAGUGAGUCGGUGCUAAUGAAGGUGGAGCGGGAAAUAGCCAUCCUGAAGUUGAUAGAACAUCCCCACGUUUUAAAGCUGCAUGAUGUUUACGAAAAUAAAAAAUAUUUGUAUUUGGUGCUAGAACAUGUGUCAGGUGGGGAGCUCUUCGACUAUCUCGUAAAAAAGGGAAGAUUGACACCAAAAGAAGCCAGGAAGUUCUUCCGACAAAUCAUCUCUGCUUUAGACUUCUGCCAUAGUCAUUCAAUAUGCCACAGGGACUUAAAACCAGAAAACCUACUGCUGGAUGAGAAGAACAACAUCCGGAUAGCAGACUUCGGGAUGGCAUCGCUGCAGGUUGGGGACAGCUUGUUAGAAACCAGUUGUGGAUCACCACAUUAUGCUUGUCCUGAAGUCAUCCGGGGAGAAAAAUAUGAUGGAAGGAAAGCAGACGUCUGGAGCUGCGGAGUCAUUUUGUUUGCGUUGCUAGUGGGUGCCCUGCCUUUCGAUGAUGACAACUUGCGGCAACUGCUGGAGAAGGUGAAGCGUGGAGUGUUCCACAUGCCCCAUUUUAUCCCUCCCGACUGUCAGAACCUUUUGCGGGGGAUGAUUGAAGUGGAUGCCUCGAAACGUCUCACGCUAGAACAUAUUCAGAAACACAUAUGGUAUAUAGGGGGUAAGAAUGAGCCAGAACCAGAGCAACCAAUCCCUCGAAAGGUGCAGAUUCGUUCUCUCCCUUCCUUGGAGGAUAUUGAUCCAGACGUGUUAGAUAGCAUGCACUCGUUAGGCUGCUUCCGUGACCGAAAUAAACUCUUACAGGACUUGUUGUCAGAAGAAGAAAACCAAGAAAAAAUGAUUUAUUUUCUUCUGCUUGACCGGAAGGAGAGGUAUCCUAGUCAUGAAGAUGAGGAUCUUCCCCCUAGAAAUGAAAUAGAUCCCCCCAGGAAGCGUGUGGACUCCCCAAUGCUGAACAGGCAUGGGAAGCGGCGGCCAGAGAGGAAGUCGAUGGAGGUUCUCAGUGUGACAGAUGGCGGAUCCCCAGUUCCUGCUCGCAGAGCUAUUGAAAUGGCGCAGCAUGGACAGAGUAAAACAAUGUUCAGUAAAAGCCUGGAUAUCUCUGAAGCCAAUCCCAAAUUCAACAAAGAAGAAAGGAUGGCGAGUGCUGAUCCAUUGGGGUCUCGGUCAAUCAGCGGAGCAUCGUCUGGGCUCUCCACCAGUCCCCUCAGCAGUCCAAGGGUCACCCCUCACCCCUCUCCAAGGGGAAGUCCCCUCCCUACCCCCAAGGGGACACCUGUUCAUACGCCAAAGGAGAGCCCAGCAGGCACACCCAACCCAACACCACCAUCCAGCCCCAGCAUUGGAGGAAUGCCUUGGAGGACACGGCUCAACUCCAUCAAGAAUAGUUUCCUGGGGUCUCCUCGCUUCCAUCGUCGGAAAUUACAAGUACCUACACCAGAAGAGAUGUCUAAUUUAACCCCAGAAUCAUCCCCAGAGCUUGCCAAAAAAUCCUGGUUCGGUAACUUCAUCAACUUGGAGAAAGAAGAACAGAUUUUUGUGGUGAUUAAGGACAAACCACUAAGCUCCAUUAAGGCUGAUAUAGUCCACGCUUUCCUCUCGAUCCCAAGUCUCAGUCACAGUGUCAUCUCACAGACAAGUUUCCGUGCAGAAUAUAAGUCCACAGGAGGUCCUGCUGUCUUCCAGAAGCCAGUGAAGUUCCAGGUGGACAUAACAUACACAGAAGGGGGAGAGGCGCAAAAGGAGAACGGGAUCUAUUCUGUCACUUUCACACUCUUAUCAGGUCCAAGCCGUCGCUUUAAGAGGGUAGUAGAAACCAUUCAGGCACAGUUGUUAAGCACACAUGACCAGCCUUCAGUGCAGCAGUUAUCAGACACCACUAACUGUAUGGAGUUGAUGACUGGCAGACUUUCCAAAUGUGGCAGCCCAUUGAGUAACUUCUUUGACGUAAUUAAACAACUUUUUUCAGACGAGAAGAACGGGCAGGAAUUAUCCCGAAAAGUUAACAUGUCAGCCACGGCUUCACCUUCUGUGCUCUGCGGACACUUGUUGACGGAAGGCAACCGAUGUAGACUGUCCAAGGACCAGUCCUGUUUGAGGUUCCCAGCCUCCCCUCUCCCUUCAAGAAGUGGGCCUCUCCCCCACUUCUCCCCAAACACCUCCCCAGUGCACGCCUGGUUUUUUUUCUCCCCUCUCUUUUUCUUUUUUGGUGCUCCACAAGAGAGAUCUGCUCAGUUGUGGGAUUGCAGAAUCUGGGCUCAAAGGAGGUUGCAAAUUGUUGGAGUGAAUUAUUUACCCUUGGCAACUUCUGUCCGCGCAGGUGAACGCAGCCCGGAGAGGGAGGGUGUGGGGAAGGAGACGGGUGUAGCGGGAGCGCAGUGUUCCAUGAAUCCAGAGCGCGUUCUCAUCAGAAACCAGCCAGGAGCAACUCAAAACUAAGCGUUGAACCAAGACAAUAUUGGGGAGCUUCAUCACAGGAUUUUCUUAUCUUUUUUUUUUUUUUUUUUUUUUUUCCUCCCCACCACCUUUUUCUUUUCUUUUGCCCCCUUUUUUUUAUAUAUACAUGUAUAUAUGUGUGUAUAUUUAUGUAUAAAUAUACAUACAUACAUAUAUAUAUAUAUACACACAAACUAAUUUUUUUUUUUAUACUGUAUCAUUUUGCUUUUUAACCUGCUGGAAGGGGAAAGGAGUAAACAUAGGAGGGAGAGGGGGUCCAAUGAAAAAACACAUACAAACAAAACAUUAAAACUUAGGGAAAAGGCAACUUCUGGUAGCAAAGAAGAGGGACAAGACUCUGCCAAGGACUGUCUCUCCCAUCACCAGGCACAGUUGCCGCUGCUGCUACUGCUGCUCCUCCUUCGACACCUUCCUCCCCACCUGUCAACUCCCUGCCACUGUGCCACCGUGCUGGGACCCUCUUCAACCAGCUGGAUCCUCCACCACACCCUGCAUUUAGAGGCAAUUGUUGUGUUGCUAGUGCUGCAUUGAUAUCAGUAUUAUUAUUUCUUUAAGUUACCAGUUUCAUUUGUUGGCUCGGGUGAUUUUUUUCUUAAAAAAAAGGAAAAAAAAGAAAAAAAAAAGAAAAAAAAAGAAGAUGAAGAGGAGGAAGAAAAGAGACUUAUAUUGGGUUUUCUUUCCUAUGUGUGUAUGUGUGUGUGUGUGCAAAAUCACUGGCACUUAGUUCAUCAGAGCAAGACAAGGUGGAGUCAGGGCAAUGGGAGAUUUAAUCACGAAGCUACUGUAAACUUUAAAAUUUACUGCAAGAUAUUUUUAUAAAAUUUUUGUUUUUUUUUUUUUUGUUUUUUUUUUUUUUAUUUUUUUUUUUUAGGUUUUUUUAAGGGGCAGAGGGUGGGAUUGGGUGGAUGGGGACCUUUUUUUGUGUGUUUCGGUUAUUAGGUCUUGGUUAUUUAUAUAUACAUAUAUAUAUUUAAAAAAAUAAGCUGUUAGAUAUAUCUUCUGUUUAAUAACUGUGUAGAGGCAACAUUGAUUCUUAUUUAUUUUGUGGAGGGGGGAGAAAAAAGACACAGAAACCUUUUGAGUGUUCAUUUUGUGACUUUGAGAAAGAAGAAUAGCCGCCUUUUUUCCUCCUCCUCCUCAAGAGUUAUGUGACCAAGUGUAACUUAUUCUGGCCCAAGCUCAAAGGUUAAACAAACAAAAAAAAUGUGGUCUUAUGCGUGGAAGACAAAACACAGAAGUAUUUCUUGACUGAGAUUUUAAGAAUGUAGGCUUAGCAUUAGUGUUCAGCUCUUUUAUGACCUUCGAUUGCUGCUCGUUGGGUUCCUAUGGGUGUAUGUUGUAUCGCAAGAUUUUUUUUUUUUUUUAAAUGAUAAUGUUGGAUGAGUUCUUUUUUUGUUGUUGUUGUCGUUGUUGGUUUUUUUAAUCAUUUUUUCCCCUUCUUGGACCAGUUUUACUUGUACAUAGGUUUGAAGAUUAAAAAGAAUUUUUAAAGACACAACUGGGGCAAAGACCUUUGACUUCUGCCCUGUUACCCCAUUCCCCCAAAUGGGAGGGAUUUAUUUUAAAUUUUUUUUGCUUUAUUUAUUUAUUUAUUUAUUUUCCCUAUUCUUAAACUUUUCUCUCUCGUAUUGCUGUGUGCAUGUCAGACACCAGGGGGUGAUGGCUGGGGAGGGGGGGAGGCAAGGGUGCAGGAGAGGGGGGCAGUUUUAAUUGCAUGACAUUGCUGUAAAUUAGUCUCUUUUGCUUUCGUUGUCUUUCCUGCCUCUGCCCUCUCUCUACUUCUCCUCUGAGCUCCCCUCCCAUCACCCCCGUCCUUCUUUUCCCUCUUUUCUCUUCCCUUGUGUAUAGAUUUUGAUGCUUCUGUUACAUUGUACCUCUACAAAAGGCUGGGAUUUCAAUACAAGAUAAUAAUAAUAAUUUAAAAAUACCUAUAUCAGCAAAACCCAUGUGGUACAAGCAGGAAGGGGAUUACUUACACAAGAUAUAAGAAUAAAUGAAAGCAAUACCUCUUGUUAUCCUUCCUAUUUUGUACUUUCAAGACACACACACGCGCACACACACAUAUACAGACACAAACUGACAUUAUUUAAUGGUUUGAAAUGGACAAAAAAAUCUGAUGUAUCCCUUGUUAAAUAACUGUGAGCAACUUUAGUUCAAAAACCAAUAAAUUCAUUCAGUAAAGA